Molecule: messenger RNA, 900 nt
Organism: Acanthosepion pharaonis
Lineage: Eukaryota; Metazoa; Mollusca; Cephalopoda; Sepiida; Sepiidae
Source: the annotation of a GenBank genome assembly
AUGGGAUGUGAAGACGAAGUGUUAAAGAUCGGCAAGAAAUUGGAAAAAAUGAUUUCUAGCGGUACAUCUGACCAUGCUGCAUCUGUUGAUCUCCUAAAAGCUUUAAAGGAUCUACCUAUGACUUUGGAUGUUCUUCAGAAAACCAGAAUUGGUAUGACAGUAAACAAUUUCCGUAAGUCCAGCAGUGAAGAUGAGGUAAUCAGUUUGUCAAAAGCACUAAUCAAGAGUUGGAAGAAACUGCUUCCUGGUGAGACCACAAAUGCCAAAUCCUCGUCAAGCAAGAGCAACAGUGUGAGCAAAGUGGAUGAAUCUUCCCGAGACAGCACUGACAGCAAUUCUCAUGAAAAAGAAAAGAAGCAGGAAUCUGAUGUCAAGUCACCAAUCCAGAAUAAAAUCACUGAUACAACUGAUGCUGUUCGCCUCAAGUGUCGGGAAUUAUUAGCCAAUGCCUUAAAAAUAGAUAAUCCACCAGAUGGAGCAGGUAUUCCUGAAGAAUUAUGUGCAGAAAUUGAAGAUGCAAUAUACCAGGAAUUCAGAAAUACAGAUUUGAAAUACAAAAACCGUGUACGAAGUAGAGUUGCCAACUUGAAAGACCCAAAAAAUCCACAACUUCGUGAAAAUGUCUUGCGUGGCAUUAUUGACCCAAGUCGAUUAGCCAGUAUGACAGCUGAGGAAAUGGCCAGUGAUGAUAUGAAAUCCCUGCGCAACAAAUUAACCAAAGAAGCAAUCAAUGAACACCAAAUGGCUCAGACAGGAGGCACUGUUACAGAUCUACUCAAAUGUGGGAAAUGUAGGAAAAGCAACUGUACAUACAAUCAGGUACAGACCAGAAGUGCUGAUGAACCAAUGACCACUUUUGUAUUGUGCAAUGAAUGUGGACAUAGGUGGAAGUUCUGUUGA